Messenger RNA from Rhinolophus ferrumequinum (greater horseshoe bat), 5104 nucleotides. It is a transcript of the gene GINS2, whose product is annotated as GINS complex subunit 2. NCBI's taxonomy places the organism in Eukaryota, Metazoa, Chordata, Mammalia, Chiroptera, Rhinolophidae. The record is from RefSeq and is a predicted model, not a curated record. Gene Ontology annotation, biological process: double-strand break repair via break-induced replication; DNA replication. Bases 120 to 677 code for a protein of 185 amino acids. Gene Ontology annotation, cellular component: nucleus; GINS complex. The transcript has 5 exons.
GUUCUUCCGGCCGGGGGACGGGCUCCGCGUGGUGGCGGGAAAGAGGCCGCCGCGGCACCUCCCGGGGGACCCUCGGGCCGGGGACGGCGGCGACUCUUGGGCCGCCCGCCUGCGCCGUUAUGGACGCGGCCGAGGUGGAGUUUCUGGCCGAGAAGGAGUUAGUGACCAUUAUCCCCAACUUCAGUCUGGACAAGAUCUACCUCAUCGGGGGGGACCUGGGGCCCUUUAAUCCUGGCUUACCAGUGGAAGUGCCUCUGUGGCUGGCCAUUAACCUGAAACAAAGACAGAAGUGUCGGUUGCUUCCUCCCGAGUGGAUGGAUGUGGAAAAAUUGGAGAAGAUUAGGGAUCAUGAGCGAAAGGAAGAAACGUUUACCCCUAUGCCUAGCCCUUACUACAUGGAACUGACCAAACUCCUGUUAAAUCAUGCUUCAGACAACAUCCCGAAAGCAGAUGAGAUCCGGACCUUGAUUAAGGAUGUGUGGGACACUCGCAUUGCCAAACUCCGGGUGUCUGCUGACAGCUUCGUGAGGCAGCAGGAGGCGCACGCCAAGCUGGAUAACUUGACCUUGAUGGAGAUCAAUACCAGCGGGGCUUUCCUCACGCAAGCACUCAAUCACAUGUACAAACUCCGCACAAACCUGCAACCUGCUGAAAGUGCCCAGUCUCAGGACUUCUAGGGAAAGACCUUUGAUCUGUCAAAGGAAGGCCUGGUGUCUGCUGGCAGGCGGCUUCCCAGGUGGUAUGUGAGCGCUCUGGACGUGACAGAGGUACUCACAUUUCUGGAGUUCUAGAACCAUGUUUAAAUGUAAGAAAAACGUGUAAUGAAUCAAGGAAGGAUUCAUAACAUUGUUGGAAAGCAACAGGGUUGCGCUGAGUCCUCAAGCUAUCCUUUAAUCCCACAUCUGUGUCAAGAAGCCAGCUGUUCUUUUAUAGGGAAAGGAAAAGCUUUGGCUUUUGGCAAACAAAUUCUCCCUAGCAGAGCCUCAGGUCUCCUGCACGGGGCUGUUAUGUGGGAGAGUGUUCAGUGACGUUACGUUUUGCUUUUAAGAAAGAUACAGUUGAGUAGUGCUGUGGCCUAGGGCUUAUUUUCCCCCUUGAUCCUGAUCUCUUGGGCUAAACUUAGAAUCUACACAGGUUGCUCACCGACGAUGGCAGGUGAGUGGCUAGUGACGUUGACUGGUGUUGAUCAUGUAAGCCCUGAUACGCAAUAAAGAUGGAACGAACCCAAUCUGUCUGCUGGGUUUUUCCUCUGCUACUAAGUAGAAGGAACAAGCUACGUGACUAAAAUGAUCAGACAGACAAAACUGAGGUGUGUUAUCAGGUGACUGUAAACUUCAGACAAACACUGCAUGUCUCGUUCUCUUGGCUAUUUCUGGUUCAGGUUAAAAGGGUUGCUUAUCAAGGGGAAAGUCAGUUUUUUCCCUAUUAAUAAUUCCGUGUUAUUGAGUGCAUGAGUAAAGCUGAAGAAUAGGAAGAAAAGUUGGACCUAUAAUGCUGCUCUUGAUGGAUUUUGGGGGAAGACUUAUAGGUAGCAAUAGUUCAAAUAAGGGUCAAUUCUUUAAGAGAAAAAAAUUUUAAUCGGAGCAUCUUGGAAUUGCUAAAUUCCUUGUAGAAAUUAUAUUACCUUGAGAGGGGAAAAGAUCGUCAGUCAUCCAAUGAGUGGAAGGUUCUGUAACCAUCUGGUUUUCGACUGUGGAAGCAGGAGCAUGCUCUCUCGAGGGCUUUUUGAAGAGUGUACAUACACGAUCCCCGAGCCUGGAGAAUAUGCUGACACUUGCCCUUCAGUGUUUCAAGUCCAAACGUACUUCUAGUUACCUGGGCACCGUUUCUCCAUUCCACGUUGCCACUGGUCUGGGUGUCCCUCCAAUGUUUAUUUGAACACUGAAGGGCCAGACCUGGAGGGAUUAGGACCCAGGGACAGAGACCUGGUCUUUGUCGUUUAAAGUGACUGUUUAGAGGGUUGCUUUCAGAUUACAGGAUGUGCCUUUUCAUCUCACUCUUGUAGAAGAAACCCGUAUGUUAGUACAGAGGGUCAGGCGUCUCGUGUAUCUCAGAUCUCGCCCCUUAUUACCGUUCUCUUAAAACCCGACUGAGGUACAGCUGACUGUCUUCCCAUUUUACCUGUAAAUCUAUAUAGUUGAACUUUUUAAAAAAGAAAAAUGGCCUUGUUUUAUUAUAUAACAUAAAGAAGAUUUUCCUCUUAACAUGAUUUAGGAAGAUUUUAUUUUUUUUGGAUGUUGUCAGAAAUUACAGCAAUAUAUUCAUAAAUACCUAAUUACUACAUUCAACAAAUAAUAUUACAAUACAAUUAAUUCAAACAAGUACACUUAGAACAGGUUUAAUUUCACAGCAUCUAAACUGCCCCCAGAGUGACCGAGGCACCGCUCCUCCUUCCUCCCAUGUACUGGUUUACUGUUCUAGCGAUUAAGCACAGGGAACAUACAAAGUAACACAACCAAUUAGCACGGUCUUCCUCAGGUCAAGGCCGAGUUAAGGAGUUGGUUAAGCGCUGGAUCAAUAGGGUGGGGACAGGCUACUGCAAGUAGUAAGAAAGUCAAUAGCUUGGUUACUUGAAAGAGCAUAGGGAUUGUUGCUAAGUGGCUAAUAUACACGUAUCUAAGAGUAACAGCAUCAGCCUGACCAUCUCCAUCUUGUGGUGAAUCCUUGGAAUUUUCUACACUUUAAAACACAUGGCUCAGAGCGAAAGGGAGUGUCUGAUUUAAUUUUGGAGAUUUGGCAGCAGUGUGAGCUACUUGAGGAAACGGCCAUCCCAUGAGCAAACUUCAGAUGUCCUGUGAUACAGAAUUCUGUGCUGCGGAAGUGUGGGCGCCUCUGAAUAGCUUUUGAAUUUCUUUACGGGUAUGAGCUACUAAGAGUGUUAAUGCCAAUUAAGUGUUUUAUUUCCUUUACAAUAUAAACUAAACUGUUGAAAAUCCUGCCUUGGUCACUUACGAGACAAUGGAUUAAGAAUCAUGAUGUUUUUUUCAUGUUAGUUUGGCUCUGAUUAUAUGAAAACAGAAAAAGAGCUCAUUUUCAAACGAUCAAGUUGUGUCAUGCCAAGUUUUGGGGAAAGCUCUGGUUUGUUUCUAAAGAUCUGAUUCAAUGUGGAGCCACGUUAUUCAGCUUUGGAAGGUGUCCCUCACCAGUUAGUGAAAUCCCCUUCAGAGGCCAGAUGGCAGCCGUCUCCUCCAGGUGCUGUAGGAAGCAUAUGAGGUCCUGAAGGGCUGUGAGGACCUCACGAAAAUACUGACACAAAGGUUGCACUCAGUUCUGGAGCACAUUUGGUAUACUUUUAAACUCAACGUGUAACAGCUGAAUAAAAAGCGUAAGAGUGCCUGUUUUGUUACGCCCAAACUGAAAAGAGACUUGGAUGCUACCGUGUUCUUUAAGAAUCAUCUGAAAAUAAGUGUUUUCAGAUGAUAAACUUAUUCGAUGGAAAAACCAUUACUGGGUACUAUGCCUGAGUGGUGCACUUUUAUUUUCAAAAGACACUUUACCUUUUUCUUAGUUUAUUCAAGCUGUCUUUCUGGUUUAUAUUUUCUGAUUGUCAUAUUACUUCUUGAGCCCAAGAAUAUUCAGAGAUCUCCAAAGAUGAGUAGGAGUGUGGUGCGACAGACUGACAGAGAAGCUCAAAGGCAAGGUGAAGGUGGUGUUUUCAAGUGGAAGGGGAAAAAACAGUUACUAGUUCAGUGACACAGCUUCCACCUCCUGGGCAGAGACCUCCCCUGGAAUGGCGCUUUCCCUUAUCCCACAGGCCACGACCUCCUCUCCUAACAACACAAGCCCAAGCAUGGAAGCUCCCUCCUCGGCUGGUAAAGGGACGGGCUGAGCUUUUCUUCCCCAUCAAGUCAGUAGAUCCACCUUUUACUUUAGCCAAGGCCAUUACCCAGGCUGAUCAGCCCAAGUGUCCAGACAUUUUCUGUGAUGGAGGAGGCGGGCUGGGAGUGAGGUGCUAAGAUGUAACGCUGAAGCUUUCAGACCGGAAACAGGGAGCAGACUUGAAAUAGAGAAAUGCAGUGAUAUUCUUUCUGCCCUGAUUGUUGGCAAGAGAGCUCUCUCUAAACAGCUGUCCCCACCUGUGGAACAUGUUGAUCUGUCAAUGUCUUUGCAGGGGAGGAGGCCCACAGAACAGCCCUCAGUUCUCGGCAAGUCGUUUCUGUGGAGAGGAAGGUGCUUGUUGACUGCUGAUAAUACUGGCGGCACUUUUUGUCUGAGUUUGCUAAUAACUGGAAGAUUCUUGGCAGACAUACAAAGCAAACUGUGUGGGAACAGAUAAAGCGACACAAUGCCAUCUGCCAGCAAGCUGUUCCGCACAGCUAAGGUCUGGGGCUAGGGGUGCGGCCACUGAUCGCACUGAGUGGCCGUUGUGAAGGUCAGCCAGCCCUUCCCCUGGGAGGGGGGAGGUGCGAUGCUCAGGCCUCCUCCCCCCUUUCCCCUCCCCACCGGCAGACCAACCACUGGCUGCUUUGGCCUCUGGUUCAAGCCCGUUCGGGCAAGAGAUACUUUCUUGAUCUAGAUUAAACCCUGCCUGAAUGAGCAGUAACUGGGACAAGAAGGAAACUCCCCCCAUUGCUUUGCACUGGUCUGAUCAUCCCAGUUUCUAGCUGCUCCUGUGCUUGUCACAGUUCAAAAGGAGGAGAAGUUCAGCUCAGACAUCCUACGUUUAGGCUUUUACAAAGCUCUGCAUCUAAAUAAAGCCUCUAAAGUUUCUACUUUGCACCUGUUCUCAGACUGCUGUAAGACACCUUAGAAUCUAUCACAGAAACCGCUCACUUCCUGAAAGGUUCUUUCACAAAAGCCCCACGUCCGCAUGUGCACACACAGGUGCCCACGCUGUCUGUCUCGUUCACCACAGACUAGCCCCAUCUCACUUAAUAGCAACCGGGUACAUCUGCUAUUUGCUGUCCAGAGCUGAGGGGACGGGGCAGAGGAGGAGGUAAGAAGUAACGCAUGGCUUUCUACAUCACUUUCUGGUGCAACUCAAAAAUGAAGUGAUCGCAUAGGCGCCAGUGGUAAGCUCUUUUACUUUUCUUCUUCUUUAAUUUUUAAAAACACUUCAGUAUUUUAAUGUCCUGACCAGCAGCAGUACAAACACUAAAAGCAA